Messenger RNA from Dromiciops gliroides (monito del monte), 2271 nucleotides. RefSeq names its product transmembrane reductase CYB561D2. Lineage: Eukaryota; Metazoa; Chordata; Mammalia; Microbiotheria; Microbiotheriidae. Gene Ontology annotation, molecular function: transmembrane monodehydroascorbate reductase activity. The record is from RefSeq and is a predicted model, not a curated record. Gene Ontology annotation, cellular component: endoplasmic reticulum. The coding region runs from base 429 to 1097 and encodes 222 amino acids. The transcript has 4 exons.
GUUCCGGACGGGAGGACGUCGCACCCGGAAGUGAAGGGCGUCCCUCUCCGCGGAGGCGGUGCAAUAGGUGUUUCCCAACACUUCCUAUGAAGCCGGAAGGCCGUACGCCGAGUUGGCAGGGCUCUCUGGUCGGGUUACCCGACUAUGGCUGGAGAACUACUCUUCCCAUCGUGCCCUGUCAUCGACUUUAGGGUUUCUUGGGCCGGCUCCAGCGCGGUGCAUCUUGGAAUUCGUAGUCCUGAUGGCCCUUCACCAGCAUCCUACCUGGGAGCGUCCUGCUUGCCUGUCGCCUUACCCCUUGGCCAGCCUGUCCAGGUGUGGGUGACGCCGGCCUGUCUAUUCCGACCAGGUCCCUAGUGGCUGCGAGGAUCUCCUGGGUCGACGGCUUUAGGGCCCGGAGCCCUAGGAUCAUUUCGGCACCUCGGGACAUGGCCCUAACCGUGGAGACUGAGUCGCGCAUCUACCGGGGUCUGCGCACCGCCUCGGGGGCUGCCGCCCACGUCGUGGCCCUCGGCUUCACCGUCUUCGUGGCUGUACUGGCCCGGCCCGGCUCUAGUCUGUUCUCGUGGCACCCAGUGCUCAUGUCUCUGGCUUUUUCCUUCCUGAUGACAGAAGCGCUGCUGGUCUUCUCCCCAGAGAGCUCCUUGUUGCGAUCCUUCUCUAGAAAGGGCCGGGCACGAUGCCACUGGGUACUUCAGCUGCUGGCUCUGCUCUGUGCCUUGCUUGGCCUGGGCCUGAUUGUCUACAACAAGGAGCAGCACGGCAAAACUCACCUGGCGACAUGGCACGGGUGGGCAGGGCUGCUCUCAGUGCUGUGGGCCGGGCUGCAGUGCACAGGUGGGGUGGUACUGCUCUACCCCAAGCUGCUCCCUCGAUGGCCACUAGCCAAGCUGAAGCUGUAUCAUGCCACCUCAGGGCUGGUGGGUUACCUGCUGGGCAGUACUAGCCUUCUCUUGGGCAUGUGUUCACUCUGGUUUACCACCACACUAGUGGGUGCUGCCUGGUACCUGGCCGCUCUCUGUCCCAUUCUCACCAGCCUGGUGGUCAUGAAUCAGGUGAGCAAUGCCUACUUGUACCGCAAAAGGAUCCAGCCGUGAAGGAGAAAGCAUCCAUAUGCCCCUGCUCUCCCUACUGCAGUAAUCCUGCAUUCUGCCCAGAAAAGCCGCUCACGGUGCUGCUGGGACUCUCUUGGCUCUCCUGAUGCCGGGCAGGCCUCGGCCAUACAUCGUCCCUCUGGGGGACAGGUGGAAGAGAUGUGAAGCGAGGAAGGGUGCUAUGUGCCCCACAUAGACUCCUGUCUCCUCAUCUUCCGGCCACCUAGGAAGGGGCAUGGGAGCACAUGGAUGGACUGCCGGCAGCCUGCCUCUUCUGCUCAUUGUUCAGACUCUUAUCAGUAUUUGCAAAAAAGGAAACAAAAAAGUGAAUGGAAAGUCAAGAGUUCUGAGCCAGAGGUGAUUCUUACAGGUACCAUUGGUGUGAAGAAACAGAACCUUUUUGUUGGGGGUUGGCUUUGCUGCCAGUGAGGCCUUGGCUCCUGAAGGGGGAGCAGCUUCCCCUUGGUUGGGGUCAGGGAGGCCUGAGGAAAACCCGCCAUUUCCUAGGAAGCCGGGAUGACGGGAGGGCAAGGCCAAGUUGUUAACGGUGUGCUCUUGUACUUCCUAUAAAGCUCUUCUAUCUACCCACCUAUUUGUGUGUGCGUGUGACUGGUGUCUCACCAGUUCAGGAGUUAGUGUCUAGAUGAGCAGGGAGCAGGAAUGGGAGCGACCAAUAAGAGAAUCCCCUCUGUUCAGGUUAGUCUUACUGAGAUAGCCCACACAGCCAAGGGCUGGGCAGGCUGUGGCAAUGUGGAGAAAAGAGGCAACCCGAGGAGCCCUCAGACCAGAGGACAGUGGACAGAGGGGAAUGGUACCUGUGGCCAGUGUAGAGCCAUGGCAUCUCUCUCCUCUCACUAUGUAGGCAGAUGGACCUCUUCCAAGUAAAAAGAGAGCAAGAAGACACAAGUACAAAAGGUAUUAACAGUCCUAAGUUAGAUAUACUCUUCUCUUAGAGGCCAGCACAGGAGCCGAAGUCAUGGAAAGCCACAAGAAGGACAAUGUAGAGGUUUGAGAAUGAGGAGUAAAAGUACUAAGUUGGUAAGAUGAAAACAGAGUAGAAAAGAGGAUGGGGGGCGGUGGUGGUCUCCAUUCCAACAGCUUAAGAGCAACAGGGGACAAAAGCAAUGACCCAGGAUGCAGUUUGCGGUCUUGUGCUUCCUGGGAAGGCUGGGUGGGC